AAAAGUAACUCAGGACAAUAGCAGCCAAUGAGCGCUUAAUUAAAUUAAUUAGUCCUUCUUGUCAAUCUUGGAUUAAUGGCCAAUAGCAGCAGUGGCGCAUCUUAAUGUGUUUUUUUUUUUUACUCUCUCACUUCCAGGGUGGACGAUGUUGAGGAUGAGGAGGGGGGGCUCAUCUCGGCAUCCUGAGGGGAGGUAAUUUGCACGGAUCAAGGGGGCAAGGCGCCGCAAAGUAUAAAUAGUGUGACUUCAAUAGAGGAUCACCAGCAGGUUCCCAACUCCGCCGCACCAGAGGAGGAGAAAUUGGCCGAGGAAGACGGGCCUCUUUAAGUGCCAUUUUUUGUGGUGCCUUCCUAGAGAGUUGGCAGCAUCACCUACAUUUUCAAGGGGGCCACACCAUUGAUGUCUUAAGCUGUCGUGGAGCAAAGGGAGCGUGCGUGUGUGUGUGAGUGAGUGAGUGUGUGUGUGUGAGUGGUGUGUGUUCGUUUUUUCUUCUCUUUUGAGAGAGGAGAGGAAAAAGAGUGAUGGAAGAGCUCACCGCCUUCGUGUCUAAGUCUUUCGAUCAAAAAGUCAAGGAGAGGAAGGAGGUGAUCACCUACAGGGAGGUGCUGGAGACCGGCGCCGCAAGAGCGGGGAGCCGGGAGAGUUUAACCGCGGAGCCCGGCAGUCGAGAAGAGACGGCUGCGGCAGCAGUCGUAGCCCGGAACGUUGCGCUCUCGCCGGCGAGGGAGACAGACAUGCUCGGGCCGGAGAGAACCAGAGACGCCGGCAGUCCCAAACUCAUUGACGGAAAUACGGCAAUGAAGGAGAGUAAAGAGGAGUCCAAGCCCAUCGAGGAUGAGGCCCAGACCAAAAUCAAGCAGAGAAGAAGCCGGACUAACUUCACGCUGGAGCAGCUCAACGAGCUGGAGAGGCUCUUUGACGAGACCCACUACCCGGACGCCUUCAUGCGGGAGGAGCUGAGCCAGAGGCUGGGACUGUCCGAGGCCCGGGUGCAGGUUUGGUUCCAGAACAGAAGAGCCAAAUGCAGGAAGCAAGAGAACCAGUUACAUAAAGGAGUCCUGAUAGGAGCAGCCAACCAGUUUGAAGCUUGUCGUGUGGCGCCAUAUGUCAAUGUGGGGGCUUUACGGAUGCCAUUCCAACAGGAUAGUCAUUGCAACGUGCCGCCCUUCUCCUUUCAGGUGCAGGCGCAGCUGCAGCUAGACAGCGCCGUGGCGCACGCGCAGCACCACCUGCACUCCCACCUGGCGGCACACGCCCCCUACAUGAUGUUCCCGGCCCCGCCCUUCGGCCUGCCGCUGGCCACGCUCGCCGCAGAGUCAGCGUCCGCCGCCUCGGUGGUGGCCGCCGCCGCCGCCGCCAAGAACACGAGCAAGAACUCCAGCAUCGCCGACCUGAGACUGAAGGCCAAAAAACACGCGGCGGCGCUGGGCCUGUGACGUCAGAGGGGGGACGGAAACGAACGGGACGCUAUUUAUGUUUUUUUCUAAUGAAGGACGAUGAGUAUAACUAUAGGAAUAUAGGCUAUUUAUGAGAUUAUGAAAUGUGACUGAUAGCCUACGGAGGUGAUUUUUCUACGCCAAAAACAUGACCGGUCUUGGUGGUGAAGAAGAAAAGGAGGAGGAGGAGGAUGCAGCUGGCACGGUCGAUACUUUGUCAAACAAGGCGAACCAUUCUGCAGUCUGUUUUAUUAUUCCACGACUAUUAGGACUUCACUUGGAACAUUUACAGAGGCUGGCCUCGUUAUAGUCCAACACCUCCCCUCCAUGAAAAGGAACAGAGAGGGGCUUCCUCCCCAAAAUGUUUGCAUGAGUCAACUCUCAUUUGAAUGUUUGACCCUUUUUUUGGACCCCCCCCCCCCCCCGCCUCCCCCGGUGAAGGUGAAGCCAGAAAUGUGAGAUCAUAAUAUAUGUGCUCUUUUUUUUUGGAUAAGUGGUGUUUUAUCUCCUUUUAAAGGAGCUCAUUAUGUUAUAUAUGCCAUAUUUAAUAACAGUAUAUAACACAAAAUACUGUACAAAGCGGUACGGACACGUGUAAAAUAUGUUUAUACACAGCGAACACAUACCUGUCAGCUUUCCCAUCUCCACCGGGAUACUCCCGUAUUUUGCCCAACUCUUCCGGAAUUAUAGUUUCCUGUAUUUGAACUUUCAUGGCAAAAAAAUCUUCUCCGGUUCUCGGGAGGGUGCUGGCGGAAUAUCAGAAUUUCCCCCAUUUCCCCAGAAAAUUCCCCUUAUUUUUUCAUGCAAAUGUUGACAGGUAUGAGCGAACAUGCGUUCCUUUUUGUAUUUUUGUUUUGUACUUGACUUCAUUUUCGUGUAUGAAAAGUCACAUUCUUCCUGUAUGUAAAGAUGUUUUUUAAUAACAGUGAAAGUGAACUCACCUGAGGCACUGGGUUUGUUUGUUUUUUUUUUUUAAAGAAAAAAAAAAAUCAUGACAUUUUCCAUCACAUGUGAAACGUGAAUCCACCUAACCAAAAUGUUUUUUUUGUUCCUAUAAUAAAUUAACUAAAGGUUCUUUAAUGAAUGAGUUGACAUUUUCAUUGCAGUAUAGCAAGCCUUUGUUGUGAAUAUUAUUUAUUGGUAAAGCCUUCUAGUUGUUUUUUUUUUAAUAAUUCAUGACUUUGGCGGAAGUCUUUUGAUAACGUCACGAGUGACAGGUCUGUGUGAGGAACAUUGCUUGUUCCCGUGCCAAACUCAUGCAAUAUUCAUGCUUUUUGGUUGUGGAACAUUUGGAGAGGAGGACUGAUCAUUUUCAGCCGACAAGCUAACAAAACAGGGAGAUAACAGAUAAAGCGAGUGGUCACUCAUGUUUUUGCAGUUGUAUUUUCUAAAAGCUAUUCAACCCUGUCGUUAUUUUGGCAUUUUUGCUGCUGGAACCUCCUGUUAACAUGACGUCAUGUGCAUUUUGCAUUACAUGUGCAUACUUUUCUUACAUGGUGACCACAAAACUGAUUCAUUCCCUGACAUCUUAAUCACAUCUUAUUGAACAUUUAACACAAUCAUACACAUCCAGAUCACCUUACAAUCCCCCCCCCCAAAUUUCUGCACACAACAGCAACAACAAAGUGUCCCGAGCUAUUAAUUAAUAGCCAUCUCACACACAGUCUGCACUCGUCUGGAGCGUUUGUGUGUCUCUGGCAGGAUUUAGACGCCAAAUCUAUUGAAUUAUUGAUCGCCAGCCUCGCCGGUAAAUGGAGGAGACGGAACUGGGAAACUGAACUGAACGUGGGAGGGCUGCCCCCGGAUAGGUCGCAGGCACGCAUGUCCCACUCGUUAUGGUACACAAUCUAAUGCCGCUGCAAAACAGGAGUUGGAUUUUGGUGGAGAACUUUAAAUUCUUGUGCUCUAAUUAAUGUUAAUACAGGUUGC
Messenger RNA from Dunckerocampus dactyliophorus (ringed pipefish), 3365 nucleotides. It is a transcript of the gene shox2, whose product is annotated as short stature homeobox 2. Gene Ontology annotation, biological process: regulation of transcription by RNA polymerase II. Gene Ontology annotation, molecular function: DNA-binding transcription factor activity, RNA polymerase II-specific; sequence-specific double-stranded DNA binding. NCBI's taxonomy places the organism in Eukaryota, Metazoa, Chordata, Actinopteri, Syngnathiformes, Syngnathidae. The record is from RefSeq and is a predicted model, not a curated record. The transcript has 5 exons. Gene Ontology annotation, cellular component: nucleus. Bases 522 to 1436 code for a protein of 304 amino acids.